Molecule: messenger RNA, 2595 nt
Organism: Oncorhynchus masou masou (cherry salmon)
Lineage: Eukaryota; Metazoa; Chordata; Actinopteri; Salmoniformes; Salmonidae
Product: solute carrier family 35 member E1-like
Exons: 6
Coding region: 132-1277 (381 amino acids)
Cellular component (GO): Golgi apparatus
Molecular function (GO): antiporter activity
Source: RefSeq, a predicted model, not a curated record
ACACCCAGUUAAGUAGACCGGAACUGACAUUUUUUCCCCCAAUGGUAAAUUGCCUGAGUGAACUGUCUUCAUUUAUCCACCAUCUUUGGUAGCUGCUCCACGUCUCACUGCCGGUGAAUCCGAACUGGAAGAUGGCUGCGGUGGAACGUCCCCCAGUCAAGGAAGGGGUCCGGAUAGCUUUACUCUGUUUCUGUUGGUACACUGUUAGUUCGGGAGGUAACGUCGUUAACAAAAUUAUUCUAAAUGGAUUCCCUUAUCCUGUCACAGUUUCGCUCUUUCAUAUACUCUCAAUCGUCGUCUUCCUUCCUACGUUGUUGAAGGCAUGGGGAGUCCCAAAAACAGAAGUACCAACUAUAUACUACAAAUGGUAUAUUCUCCCUUUAGCUUUUGGGAAAUACUUCGCUUCUGUGUCGGCCCACUUCAGUAUAUGGAAGGUACCAGUUUCCUACGCACACACUGUCAAAGCCACAAUGCCUAUAUGGGUUGUGUUGUUAUCAAGGAUUAUCAUGAAGGAGAAGCAAACCACAAAAGUGUACGUAUCUCUCAUCCCCAUCAUCGGAGGAGUGCUUCUGGCCACAAUGACAGAGCUGUCCUUUGAUGUAUCUGGGUUAGUCAGUGCCCUGGCCGCCACACUCUGCUUCUCUCUGCAAAACAUAUUUUCCAAAAAGGUGCUGCGGGACACGAGGAUCCACCACCUGAGACUUCUCAACAUACUGGGCUUCAAUGCUGUUUUCUUCAUGGUGCCUACGUGGGUUCUGGUGGACCUCUCCUCAUUCUUGGUUGAGGGGGAUUUUACAGGCAUGUCUGAAUGGACCGGCACCUUCCUUUUACUCCUCGUCAGCGGCUUUUGUAACUUUGCUCAGAACGUCAUCGCCUUCAGCGUCCUCAACUUGGUCAGCCCGCUGAGCUACGCUGUGGCAAACGCCACCAAGAGGAUCAUGGUCAUCAGCAUAUCGCUCCUGAUGCUGCGUAACCCGGUCAGCUCCACCAACAUCAUGGGCAUGAUGACGGCCAUUGUGGGCGUCUUCCUGUACAACAAGGCGAAAUAUGACGCCAAUAAGGAAGCUAAGAAGAAGCUGCUGCCUUCCUCCAAGCAGGACACAAUGUCCUUUGACAAUUUGGGACUGGACAAGACGCAGCCCAAUGGUUCAGUGCCUUUCUCCCAAGGCUCAGACAUUCAGUAUGGUCGAAGCAACGUGCUGACCGACCACUUCCAGUACAGCCGGCAGGCCUACACGAUGAACUACGGCGCCUCCAACCACCAGUAUGUGGUUUAGGCUGGUGGAUGCAUACAUGGACAUGCUGUAUAAAGAAAGGAAGGCAAGUGCUGUCGUAUUGGUGGGAGAGGAAAGUAUCAAUCGUGAGUUGGCCAGCGUUUUGUCCCAAAAAUGUUCUCCUAACAUAUUUUCUUCACCUCUGCGUGUUUUUAUUUGUUUUGAUAUGAACGCUUAAAGAUAGUUCAGUCCAAAUCAAAGUUUUUCAGAUGUUUUCAAACCUUAAAAGUAAUCUGACAUCGAGAUAAGCCCACAUCAACUCUUGUAGAUCAAGCUGUUAUGUCUCAAUCAUGAGUGAAUGAGAGAUUGGCACCAUCUAAUUUCAUAAUGUUUUGUGGUGUCAAUAUUUCCAGCUAAUUUGGGAUUGAGGGAUACCAUUGGAUCUACACAACAUGGCUUGGAACAUGGACUCAUCUGACAAAUGUUGAUUUUGGAGGGAAGUUAAAGAUCCAGUACAGGAUCUGAAGCACAUAUUAUACGAAUUGAAAACGUUUUGUUUUUUUUGCAGGAUGUAACAUCAUACGAAAUAGGUGACGUAGUGCACAAUUUACGAGGACACAUUUUGGCUCGUGAUCACUACUUUCAAAACGCCUGUCUGAAAUUUGCUUGCUGAGGAACGGAUGUUGCUGUAUUCUUUUUACUGUGGAAGCUUGCUAAUGUGGUAAUAAUUGUUACUGUAGCCACAAUGGCAUAGGUCCAAAUAAAUUGAACAGAACUUUUACUCUAUAUCAAAGAACAUGAAAUGUUUGGAUAAAUUACCAUGACUGUAAUGCUUUGAAUCAGGCUUGCACUCAGUUAUAUUGACCCCAAUUUUAUCAGAGAAGACCUGAUCAUUUUAUACUGUUUUGUGUUUUUGCAGAGAUUGGCAACAUUUUGGUCCUAUACAUGUAAAAAUAUUUGCCCAGAAGACAUUGUCUUGUUGGUCUUUAACUAGUGAUGGAGGCAUGAAAAUGUAUGUAAACGAUCGUAGUUACAGAUAAAUUGAGAAUCUUUCAUUCUGUGGUUCCAAAUUUACAUUUGAGUUAUUUAAUCAAUUCAUAUCUGAUCUGGUAAAAGCUUUGUAAUAUGGGGUUACAUGGGUCAAGUAUCUGAGAUGCACCUAGUUUUAUGUGGCAGACCUACUUGGAUCAGGUAUAAAAGUCAGUAGACUCCACAUGCUUUUGCUGGUUUGUCAUUCUUCUUCCCAAUAUUCACACUUAAAAUUGUCUGAGAUUGAGGAAUAGUAAUUUAGCCUACAGGGAACGAGCUGUUUUUCAAAGCCGAUGUGGAGCACCUAAACUAGUUAAGGUUUGCACAUUGUAAAAAAAAGAAAGAUGUGACA